This is a messenger RNA of Durusdinium trenchii, 1799 nucleotides long. Lineage: Eukaryota; Dinophyceae; Suessiales; Symbiodiniaceae. The record is from the annotation of a GenBank genome assembly.
CUUCGUUCGUGCCUGAACUGCUCCAGCCUUUGGAUGCCAUGGCUUCAAGGUACAGUUUGAGCACUGGGUGGCUUGGGCUUCUCGUUGGAAUGUGCUGGCUGCCUCUAAGCAGCCAGGCGUCGCAUCAUGCUAAGGUCUUUGUGCCUCAAUUCUUGUCGGAGAUAGGCAUUGUAGCCAACAAGGAUGAACAACUAUCGAAUUGGCUGAGCUGCUUGAGCAAUUGGUCUGAAGACUCUAGGUUUGAUGCCAAUCUGACGAGGAUCGUGCAGCUUCUUUCAUCCCCCGGCGUGCACGAUCCCUUACUCGCGAUGCGCGCGGGGCUUCAGCAGCUGGCAGACUCCCUCCAUGCCGUGCUGGAGAUGGCAGAAGACUGUGAAGUGAAGAUGGCCACGGAGACGUCUCCGUCCUCAGCUUCGCCAUCUCCACGUGAAGUGGUCCAGAAACUGAAGAACUUGGUCUCCGCUGGCCAUUUGAAUGAUGGUUUUUGUCCCUUCACCGGAAAACGGCAGAGGACCAUUGGGGGUGCAGAGGUGAGUGAUGUGAUGGAAGAGUUGCAGGUGCCCAGAAAGACCAAGCGCUUGGCUCGGAUCAUUGGCAAGUUGCUCCUACAAAUACAAGCCGAGGGUGACGGGCCUGCCCCUGCCGGGGUGGCUCCGGUGAACUGGGAGAUGAGAGAAGCGCUCUUCGGCACGGCAGAAUUAUAGAAGACACACCCUAGGGCUCCAAGUACCUCAGAAGGUAUUUGGACCCUCCAAACCCACCUCAAGCACUUUCUUAGAAGGUAUUUGGAGCCCUAGGGACAUGAAACCACCCUGUGGCGGGUGCGGUGCAGCCUGACAUGAAACGCUUGCUGGCCGCAACUUGCGUGGACGUCUUGGAGCGCUUGGCCACCUUGGUCGGGUGGUGAAGAGCAAAGUGCGCCUGGUUCGGCCAGGGCAUCAGGAAUAGCUGGGUCAUGAGCGUUGGAAAAUGGAUUACAAUAGCAACUCAAGGCCAUGGGCCAUUCGAUGGAACUACUCGUGUGUGGAACAGUGCAUGUCAUCGCAUCCUAAGGCGACAAACACAAGCUGGACGGAUGACUCCAGCUGGAUGAUACCAUCAUCCAUCAACCCGUUCUGCUCUUAUCCUACCUGCGGCGAUCGCCGGCUACCGCUGUGUCUCGCCACUGUCUCGCCGGCACCGCGUGCCACAGCGCGUGCCACCCACCGGGUGCCGCGUGGCGUCGCACCGAGCAGCUGGCCGGGUGUGCGCUGGCGCUGUAAACAAGAGCCGAAAGAUGAGCUGAGGUCAAAAAGGCCAUGUGGCUCAUCAGGCUGAGUUUGAGCUGAGGUCAAAAAAACACAUGUUUCCCAAGAAAGCCAGAGGAUUCCAGAGAGAUGUGACAUAGAUCGUCUUUUCGCGAAGAACGAACCCGAGCCUCCCAAACGGACCAUGUGUUUCGUCCGUUUUCGAGUCUUUGCUCACUUCUCAGUUUCGAGUAUUUGCUCGUUUCACCACGUCCCGAGCGAGUCUUGUUGCGUCGGUGACCGUCAUGUUGUUCUUUGGCAACUUGACGGUCACCCAGUUUGACGGUCACCGACGCAACUGCGCUCGGCGCUCGGCGCUCGGGGUGCAACGUCGCGACGACGCGACGUACGUGGGCACCUGGGACGAGGGCGGGCGCGCGCCGACGGGGAUGGCAACGGUGUGUUUGCUCUUUCGAGUAGCAAAGCCUCCUCAGUGCGACCUAAACAGAGUGUCAUGUUGGUUUGAUUACAAUCUUCCCUCCAACAAUCCUGGAAGUGGAGCGCUUGGAAGAC